UAAGUACAUGAAUCAGCCGUGGAACCCGCUAGAUCAGAUUCGCAUCCUCUUGGGUCUAACCACCGCCAGUGCCACUGGAACUCCGCCGGUUGAACUAAGACCACCGCUAGACAUCACUACGUUCCGUGGUCGCCUAGUCUCCGAAGGGACUAGAACGGCCGAUAUUUGACCGUCUGAUGGUCCAGAGGAGUCUAGUCACUUGGUCCAUCAGGGGCUAUGGCUCUGGUCCCCGGGUGGGGACUCCGACGACCGAUCUGGGCCCUGUUCGAGUAGUCACCUCCGCGACCGCGUGGGUGGUCACCGUUAGCUCUAAUAUCUAUGCGCUGUUUGAUAUCAAGGAUUUCUCUACUGGAUUGCCCUUAUGUUCGUCAAUCGUUGCCAUGGCCGCGUAGCAUGGCACCUGUGCGAAGGGAUCAGCGUGCGUACGAAAUUUUGGUCGAAUUCGGAGAAAACAUGUCGCUUUUAACUUUUGUCUUCCCCGGUCCUCUUACGCUGCGGCCGCUGGAGAUGUUGUUCAGGCGUGGAAAUCCAGGGACAUCUCCGCUUGACUCAGACCUCCACAUUCUUUCGACGCGAUCCUGCAACGGUGUGGACGCCGUACAGUUCUUUUAUUCUUUUAAUGGACUCGAGACGUGCAUUGGGGAGAGGUCCGCCGCCUAGCCAUUGGCGCAGCGGUCCUCACGCGAUGCGGUCUGCUACAUCGCCUGAAGGCUCUCCACCGGCGCCUCGUAUCCUCCAGCCUUUCACUCGAUCGCCAGCACCCUAUUCCAACUACGAUAUUUACAAUACCCCCGUGCCUCAAGAUUCGCAUCACAAUCAGCGUGGACGCCGUGAUCGCCAGCUCCCGCCAUCCAUUGAAGAGCGGUUGGCACAGCUGGAGUUGCGCCAGCGCGAGUCGGAAGAAGAGAACCAGUGGCUACGUCGACGCAACAAUGAGCUCGAAGCUGAGCUGGCCCGGCCAGUUGUGCGUGGAUCGGGGCGCCAGGGAUACAGUCGUGCGGAGAUUGAUAGCGACGAUUAUGCUCCUGGGGAAAUGGACAUCUUGCCGCCAGCUCCCAAUCCUGUUUUCGAUGACUGCACCGAUGGACCUGUGCCACAAAUAGAGCCUGCUACUCGGCGUCUGGCUCCUUACACUAAACCGGCCAACCCAAUGUCUUCAGUCUCGCAGAACCCCGUCGUACCUUCCGUGCAACCUGCCGCGGGUGCCCGACCGCCGGUGAAGCCAGCUGUUCUUGUUUCUUUGGGGUUGCCUCACAAAGACCUCACAAAGGACCAACAGGAAGUGCGGAGUAAGAUCACACGCCGUGUUGGUUCUACAUUCCGCAAUCUCUGCGGGAUCACAGCACAGGAACCGUGGCCCGACCCGUCUGUUGUUCGGAUCGAUUCAUCCACGGGCGAACAUCUUUUUACUCCAAACUUCCCUGGAGGAGUGACCGAUCGUAACAACGUCAAGCUCAUUGAUGCUGUUGCUGAUGAAGUACUCAGGGAACUCGAGGAUCCCGACUGUCGCCCAGCAAAGUUUGACACAUGUGGAGCAACAGUUGAUCGCCAUCUGCUCCAAGCAUUUGCGAAGGAGUCUUUCAAAGGCUUCAAGAAGCAAUACAAGACCCAAGUCGACGAGGUUGCUCUGGCGAACAAGAUCAAGGCCAAGGCCAAGGACCGUCGGGAGCAGCGGCGCAAAGCGAAACACGGUCAUCGCCUCGAAGCUGUGCCCCAGUACGCGACUGAGCAUAAUCUCAAUGAGGAGGAUAUUGCAGCUGCCAUAGACCCUGAGCACAUGUCUGACGAGUUCUCUGAACCGGACCCAGAUGAUAAAGAUGCUGAUAAACUAGAUUGGGCUGUUCGGAUGGCAAAGGCAACGGGACGAAUGGACGCCACUCGACAGUCAGUGCAAGAUUUGCGUUUCCUUGAGGUAUCCAAACUUGCUUGGAGGACUGAUGAGGCUACAAACUUCAACCUCGAAUUAAGCCAGAUUUACGAGGAUUCGCUCACAGAAACUGACAAGGAUAAACGCAAGUACAUUCGUGUUCGUGGCACCACUCGCAUGUCGAAGCGUGUGCCCAAUAAAGCACCAUUCAAUUUUGCGGUCCGGCCGGAUUGGUUGGCAGAUCAGAUGAAGGACGCCAAGAUGGCACAGUAUUUGACCAGUGCUGGAUGGGGAACUUAUCCGGGUCCUUGUGGGCUUGAUCCUGAUCUCGAGGCAUCUGGGACACCUAGUAAUGUCGAUGCUAAUAACAUGCCCAUCGAGUCUCACAGCAGAUAGGCAAUAGGAGGAGGACAUAAGUAGUUCAGACAUACUUGCAGAUACCCCUAGUUACAGUAAAAUGUCUUUUAAUUGUCACUUUCUUCUUCCUCAAUUUCUGCUGAAAAGCCUGCGGCAAUUGCAGGGGUCAUGAA
Molecule: messenger RNA, 2397 nt
Organism: Mycena citricolor
Lineage: Eukaryota; Fungi; Basidiomycota; Agaricomycetes; Agaricales; Mycenaceae
Source: the annotation of a GenBank genome assembly